AUGAUGAAUCAAAUAAGGGAUAUUCUCUCUAAGGCAAAACUAGAAGUUAUCGAAAAUGAGAAAUUUCUGAGCCUUAUUAUCCAAAAUGUGCCUACAGGGUUAAUUAUAUUGGAUGAUAAUAAUAAUGUCAAACACACUAAUAGGGCAGUUACGAAACUGCUAGGAUUACCUGUUUUUACCCAUCUAAACCAACUGCGGAUAAUUAAUCAAGAUUUUCCUGAUAUGUUUAGAGAGUUAAAAGCUGGGGAUAAUAAUAAACAAAUUAAGAUUCUGAAUGAAAAGGAAGAAAAAGAAGUUAGCUUGAGUGUAUCCAGUAUUAAAAUAAAAUCGGGUACUUUAAGGAUCAUUACGCUUUAUUCUAUAGAUGAUGCGUUGGAAGCGAAAGAAAUGGAGUCGUGGGUUAAACUUAUCAGGGUAAUGACUCAUGAAAUAAUGAAUUCUAUAGCUCCGAUUACCUCAUUAACUGAUACGCUGCUAUAUUCUUAUAAACAGGAUUCAUCCGAUCCUCAAAUAUUAAAAGAUACGACUAUAGAAGCCUUGUCUAUUAUCAAUUCAACGGCUAUAGGAUUGACUUCUUUUGUAGAGUCUUAUCGACGGUUUUCGGGAGUCGCAAAGCCUUCACGUACUCCGAUUCGGCUUUUUACUUUUAUAAAUUCUCUACUCAUGCUCGAAGAUGCUGAGUUAAGGUCUAAAAAUAUUGAUGUUAUCCUAAAUUGCGAUUCCGAAGAUUUAAUGGUUUUUGCAGAUAGCUCCCAGCUGAGUCAGGUCAUUGUCAAUCUGUUGAAGAAUGCAAUUGAGGCUUUAAAUAAUACAGAGCAUCGGAAAAUAGAAAUAAGCAUUGUGAGUCGAGAAGAUAAGACUCAAAUCAAUAUUGCCAAUAAUGGUGAUCCUAUUCCACCAGAGGUUCUUGAAAAUAUAUUCAUCCCUUUCUUUACUACUAAAGAAAAUGGAUCGGGUAUUGGUCUAAGUGUUUCGCGAUACAUUAUGAGGCUACAUGGAGGGAAUCUUAAGCACUCUUUCGAAAACGGAUGGACAAUAUUUACGCUUAGUUUAUUGAAUGAUAAUUCCAACUUAGCCUCUUAA
Molecule: messenger RNA, 1083 nt
Organism: Teleopsis dalmanni
Lineage: Eukaryota; Metazoa; Arthropoda; Insecta; Diptera; Diopsidae
Product: signal transduction histidine-protein kinase AtoS-like
Exons: 1
Coding region: 1-1083 (360 amino acids)
Biological process (GO): phosphorylation
Molecular function (GO): transferase activity, transferring phosphorus-containing groups
Source: RefSeq, a predicted model, not a curated record